Messenger RNA from Paecilomyces variotii, 1347 nucleotides. RefSeq names its product glucose galactose transporter. The transcript is spliced from 7 exons. The record is from RefSeq and is a predicted model, not a curated record. Lineage: Eukaryota; Fungi; Ascomycota; Eurotiomycetes; Eurotiales; Thermoascaceae. The coding region runs from base 1 to 1347 and encodes 448 amino acids.
AUGGGUCCAUAUAAGCGGAGAAUCGCCGUGGCGGAUGAUUCAGUCACGUCUGCGGUCCAUCUUACUCUACGACAGUCCCUCAUACCCAAUUUCCUAGUUACUAUCCUCUUCUUCCUAUGGGGCUUUGGCUAUGGCUUACUGGAUGUCUUGAACUCCCAUUUCCAAAGCACCCUCAACAUUACGGCCAGCAAGUCCAGCGGUCUCCAGGCGGCUUAUUUCGGCGCGUACUUCAUCUGUCCGUUGACCAUCUCGGGAUGGAUUGUCAGAAGAUUCGGCUUUCGCAUCACAUUUAUGACCGGUCUUGCGGUCCUCGCGGUUGGAUGCCUUCUAUUCUGGCCAAGCGGCGUCAAAAAGUCAUUUGGGGGUUUCUGUGGUAGCAUGUUUUUGGCGCCGGGCUGUCAACUCUUGAAACAGCAGCAGAUCCUCCAAGGGGUCGGAACAUUUGUAGCGCCACUUCUCGCUUCUCGUGUCUUCUUUGCACACACCGUGGAUACGAAUGCUGGACUCAAAAAUGUGCAAUGGGUCUAUCUGGGAGUAGCCUGCUUCGUUGCACUGCUGAUUAUCCUGUUUCUUCUCGCCCCCUUCCCUGAAAUCACCGACGCCGACCAGCAGGCAGUUGAAAUGCAGAUCGGAGAGCAUAUCGCGGAUCCUGGCCCUUUCAAAAAGCAAUACAAUCUUUUCUUAGGGGUAUGGAGCCAGUUCUGCUAUGUGGGAGCCCAGGUCGCAGUUGCAGGAUACUUCAUCAACUUUGCCCAAGAAGCUGGACGUUCCAGCUCUGAAGCUGCGGACCUUCUUGCUGUCGCCCAGGGCCUCUAUGCAUUCAAUCGUUUCCUAGCCAGCGGGUUGAUGAUGAUGAAGGCAUUCAAGCCUCGCUAUAUGCUCGCGGUAUACCUCUUCUUAUGCUUCGUUUUCUCGGUAGCCGCGAUGAACACAUCUGGAACGACGUCUAUUGCCCUCUUCAUUCUGGUGUUCUGUUUUGAAUCCUGCUGCUUCGCAACGAUUUUCACUUUGGCCCUGCGAGGUCUUGGGCGUCACACGAAACGAGGAGGCUCGCUUCUCGUGGCAGCAAUCUCUGGAGGUACUGUCUUUCCUCCUAUGAUGGGAGCUGUGGUUACUAACCGUAAUGCUCAUGUUGCCCUUGCUAUUCCCAUGAUGGGCUAUAUCUUGGCUUGGGUCUUCCCCAUCUAUGUGAACUUCUUCAAUAAAGAGAGCAUGGAUCUCCAUCGGGACACCGAUCUGAACGUCCACCAUCCAGCUGAGAAACCGCUUGAGCUGGAACGAGGCACCAGCAUCGCAGACAAACAAGGGGCCUCGACUGUAGAGCAUACAGAGCAGGUAUCCCGCUGA